AUGCGUAAGCGCCAACGCACGGACCUCAAUCUCGCAAAUCCCGUCAUUGCGGAUCCUCAACAGCAACCACCGCCACCUGCUAAUCAACAACCUCACCAACAUCUUCCACAACCAGUACAACAACCAGGCGUACCAGAAGACGGUUUCAUUCAUGAUCAAGACGCUGCUGAGAGUGGUGGAGACGACGAUGAUGAGGAGGAGAAACCCAAGUCGGACAAGAAGGCAGGAAGGCGAAAGAUUAAGAUCGAAUUUAUUCAAGAUAAAUCGAGACGUCACAUAACAUUCUCCAAAAGGAAAGCUGGCAUCAUGAAAAAGGCAUACGAGCUCUCUACACUCACAGGCACUCAAGUCCUUUUACUCGUUGUAUCAGAAACAGGUCUCGUUUACACCUUUACAACCUCAAAGCUUCAACCUCUCGUCACUCAACCAGAGGGCAAGAAUCUCAUUCAAGCAUGUCUCAAUGCCCCA
Molecule: messenger RNA, 468 nt
Organism: Suillus fuscotomentosus
Lineage: Eukaryota; Fungi; Basidiomycota; Agaricomycetes; Boletales; Suillaceae
Product: SRF-type transcription factor (DNA-binding and dimerization domain)-domain-containing protein
Exons: 3
Biological process (GO): positive regulation of transcription by RNA polymerase II
Molecular function (GO): RNA polymerase II cis-regulatory region sequence-specific DNA binding; DNA-binding transcription factor activity, RNA polymerase II-specific; protein dimerization activity
Source: RefSeq, a predicted model, not a curated record